Molecule: messenger RNA, 646 nt
Organism: Sesamum indicum (sesame)
Lineage: Eukaryota; Viridiplantae; Streptophyta; Magnoliopsida; Lamiales; Pedaliaceae
Source: RefSeq, a predicted model, not a curated record
AGCAGCAGCCGCCAGGGCACAGCGUAUGUUCCACGCGAGAAAAGUCGCCCAAGUUGAAAACCCAGCUGUAUUCAUUUCCCAUUUCCGUCUCCUCUCCAUCCCUGAACCUGAAGAAACGCGUUGGCUGGUUUCUCCUCGAACCAUUUUAUACAUUCAGUCGUGAAAUCCGGUCCGCCUCAACUUAGAUUUAUGGCUUCCUCAACUACUCUCAAGCGAUGGCUCCGCCCCGAGGUCUAUCCGUUGUUCGCUGCCGUUGGAGUCGCCGUCGGGAUCUGCGGAAUGCAGUUGGUCCGUAACAUUUGUAUUAACCCUGAAGUCAGGGUGACUAAGGAAAACAGAGCUGCUGGUGUGUUGGAUAAUUUUGCUGAGGGGGAGAAGUAUGCUGAACACGCCCUGAGGAAGUUUGUUCGCAACAGAGCUCCUGAAAUCAUGCCAUCCAUAAAUAGUUUCUUCACCGAUCCUAAAUAUUAAUUUAUUGUUGAUUACAAUUGUCUCCUAGAGUAUAGUAAUUAUUGAAAAUGCAUUUUUUUGUCUCUAAUUGGCCCCCAAAAAAUAAGGGGGAUUUAGAACACAGUAAGUUUGAAUAAUUUAUGGAGAUAUUGGUAUGGAGUCCUGAAUAAUAAUUCAUCUAUUUCAUGAUUUUCAA